AUGCCAUCCGAAUCGCACAUUCAAGGAAAAUCUAAGCGGCAUAAAAAGAGAAAAUCUCGAACUGAAGUCUCUACCGACGAUAGCGAAAGUGAAUUAGAAACCGUAAACCACAUUGCUAAAGACCAAAAUGAUGAAAAAUCCAACUUGGCCAUCGAGAAUCAUGCGACAGAUACCGAAGUCUCUUCUACCUUCGCAAAAAUUUUUAUGACCAAGGUGGCUGAAGAACUCUCAGAUGAUCUCGAUGAGCUUCGAAAAGCUGAUGACUUUAAAGACGAUGCGCUGCCUAUACUGAUAAACGCCCUUCAACAGGGGACCUCUCUAUUCUCAAGGGAUGAACAGCGUCGGAUUGUGCUGGCGGAAUCUAACAAGUAA
This is a messenger RNA of Blumeria graminis f. sp. triticale, 372 nucleotides long. The record is from the annotation of a GenBank genome assembly. NCBI's taxonomy places the organism in Eukaryota, Fungi, Ascomycota, Leotiomycetes, Helotiales, Erysiphaceae.